This is a messenger RNA of Prorocentrum cordatum, 1716 nucleotides long. NCBI's taxonomy places the organism in Eukaryota, Dinophyceae, Prorocentrales, Prorocentraceae. The record is from the annotation of a GenBank genome assembly.
GAAUGGUCGUCCGAGCGAUGGCCAGAGCUGGCGGAGGUCACAUCGCCAGAGGGUGGCGGGGCAAAAAUCCUGUCGCCGGAGAGCCAAGGGAGGCCGCUCCGCCCAGCCCCGGCGGCCUAUCCGCGCGGCAUGGCCCCCGCGGAGCGCCGCCGCGCGGCCACCGCAGCGGGCGCGGGCCGCGCGGGCGACGUGCAGGCGAAGCUGCGCGCGAGGCAGCGCGCGAGCGGGCCGCCUUGGCGGUUCCUCGCUGGAGGCGCGGGCGCCGCGGCCGCUCUGGUCGCGCUGUGGCAGUCCGCGGCGGGGCCGCUGCUGGGCGGCAUCUCGGACGGCGUGGGCAGCGCGGAGGCCCAGCGGCUGCUCGCGGAGGCCGACGCCGCCAUCCGCAAGGGCUACGACUACCCGAAGGCCCUGGGUCUGCUGGAGCGCGCGGUGCCGCUGGCGCCCAGGAGACCCGCGGAGGUGCUCCAGUUCUACGCCUCCGUGCUGCUCUCGCUGGGGCGCGCGGAGGAGGCCUGGGCCCAGCUGGGGGCCGUGUUCCGCUCCCGCUCGGCGGUGAGGAGGGACCCCACCCGAACUUCCUCCAGCAGUACGUGCUGACCCUUCACAGGCUCGGGAAGCAGGAGGAGCUCUCCGCGGUGUGGCCAGCAAUCAUGAGCACGCCGGGCAUCCAGUGGCGCUCGCCGCUGCAGUGCCCCGACCUGGUCGACGAGGGCCUGCUGGAGGGCGCGGAGCCGUUCCCGCGCCCAGAGGGCCAGCGCGUGCCAGAGCUGCUCGAGAGGCACAAGGCCGCCAUCGUCCGGGAGUUCGAGCAGUUCUGGAAGGAGCCCUCCAGCAUGGACUAUUUCAGUCCGAACCAGGACAACGACCUGGUCGCCGGGGACAGGCCCCGACAGUGGACGGAGAUGCUGAUCUUCGACAAGGGCCAGUGGGAUGCAAAGGCGUGCGGCCACCUGCCCACUGUCUGCGGCAUCCUCAGGGGCCUGAUUGACGUGGAGGGCAUCGUGCACGGCAAGCGCAGCGGACAGGUCAGCCUGCUGAAGCUCGAGGCUGGUGCCACGCUGGUGCCGCACUUCGGCAGCGUCAACUGGCGAUACGUGGCGCACCUCGGGCUUCUCGUGCCCGAGGGGGUAGAGAUGCGCGCGGGCAACGAGUCUCGGCGGUUCGUGGAGGGUGAGCUCCUGCUGUUGGACGACUCCUUCUUGCACAGCGUGCAACACGGCGGCGUCGGGCCGCGGGUCACGCUCUUCGUGAAUUUCUUCCACCCCAAGGCGAGGCCUGUGACCCACGCGGAGUGGCUGAGAUGAGCGCGGAGCGCGCUGUCAAAUGGGGAGGAGGAAACUGUGCAGAUACCGCUACACUUCGACCGAGGUAUAGGAUCGAGGUCGGUUCGGGGAGGGUACCUUAGUGUUCUUCGUGCCUGUUGGAUGUUCUUGUGCAUCCUGGGGAGGGCACCCUUGGAUGUUCUGCGUGUUUUGGGCGGCGGAGGGUCUCGUGCUCUUGAGGGAUGUUUUUGUGGCCCAGGUCCCGCUCUACCCUUCCCUCAUCUUCCCCUUCCUGUGGCCUCCUGGGAGGUCUUCGUCGCCACCGCUGGGCUCGCAUCGGCGUGCUGGUCGGGGCGCACCCCGGGAGAGGCCCUGGCAGCAGAGGUGGCAGUAUUUCUUGGCCCACCCCGGGGCGCGGCGCUCCCCAUUCGAGCGGCAGGGAACGAGUGCGGGC